GGCCCCUGCGAGGAAACAGGAAGCCCGGGCCGCCGCUCACUCGUUCGCACUCGCACUCGGACUCAGACCCAGUCCGACCCCCUGGACUGCGCCAUGCGGUGCCGAAGCGCUGCUGUGUGGAUCUUCCUGGCCCUGCGCACCGCACUCGGCAGCGUGGAGGUGCGGUGGUGCACCGCGUCCGAGCCCGAGCAGCAGAAGUGCGAGGACAUGAGCCGGGCCUUCCGCGAAGCCGGCCUCCAGCCGGCCCUGCUGUGCGUGCAGGGCACCUCGGCCGACCACUGCGUCCAGCUCAUCGCGGCCCACGAGGCCGACGCCAUCACUCUGGACGGAGGAGCCAUUUAUGAAGCGGGGAAGGAACACGGCCUGAAGCCCGUGGUGGGCGAGGUGUACGACCAAGAGGUGGGCACCUCCUACUACGCCGUGGCCGUGGUCAGGAGGAGCUCCAACGUGACCAUCAACACCCUGAGAGGCGUGAAGUCCUGCCACACGGGCAUCAACCGCACGGUGGGCUGGAACGUGCCUGUGGGCUACCUGGUGGACAGCGGCCGCCUCUCAGUGAUGGGCUGUGACGUGCUCAAAGCGGUCAGCGAGUACUUCGGGGGCAGCUGCGUCCCUGGGGCAGGAGAGACCAGAUACUCCGAGUCCCUCUGUCGCCUCUGCCGGGGCGACACCUCCGGGGAAGGCGUGUGUGACAAGAGCCCCCUGGAGCGGUACUACGACUACAGCGGGGCCUUCCGGUGCCUGGCAGAAGGCGCUGGGGACGUGGCCUUUGUGAAGCACAGCACGGUGCUGGAGAACACGGAUGGGAGAACACUGCCCUCCUGGGGCCACAUGCUGAUGUCACGGGACUUCGAGCUGCUGUGCCGGGACGGCAGCCGGGCCAGCGUCACCGAGUGGCGGCGCUGCCACCUGGCCCGGGUGCCCGCCCACGCCGUGGUGGUCCGGGCCGACACCGAUGCGGGCCUCAUCUUCCGGCUUCUCAAUGAGGGCCAGCGGCUGUUCAGCCACGAGGGCAGCAGCUUCCAGAUGUUCAGCUCAGAGGCCUAUGGCCAGAAGAACCUGCUGUUCAAAGACUCCACGCUGGAGCUGGUGCCCAUCGCCACACAGACCUACGAGGCCUGGCUGGGCCCUGAGUACAUGCACGCCAUGAAGGGUCUGCUCUGUGACCCCAACCGGCUGCCCCCAUACCUGCGCUGGUGCGUGCUGUCCACCCCCGAGAUCCAGAAGUGUGGAGACAUGGCCGUGGCCUUCAGCCGGCAGAGGCUCAAGCCGGAGAUCCAGUGUGUCUCGGCGGAGUCCCCCCAGCACUGCAUGGAGCAGAUCCAGGCUGGGCACAUCGACGCUGUGACCCUAAACGGGGAGGACAUUCACACGGCGGGGAAGAUGUAUGGGCUGAUACCGGCCGCCGGGGAGCUGUACGCCGCGGACGACAGGAGUAACUCGUACUUCGUGGUGGCCGUGGUGAAGCGAGACAGCGCCUACGCCUUCACCGUGGACGAGCUGCGCGGGAAGCGCUCCUGCCACUCCGGCUUCGGCAGCCCGGCCGGCUGGGACGUCCCGGUGGGCGCCCUCAUCCACAGGGGCUACAUCCGGCCCAGGAACUGCGACGUCCUCACAGCGGUGGGCCGCUUCUUCAACGCCAGCUGCGUGCCGGUGAACAACCCCAAGAAGUACCCCUCCUCGUUGUGCGCGCUCUGCGUGGGCGACGAGCAGGGCCGCAACAAGUGCGUGGGCAACAGCCAGGAGCGGUACUAUGGCGACAGUGGCGCCUUCAGGUGCCUGGUGGAGGGUGCAGGGGACGUGGCCUUCGUCAAGCACACAACCAUCUUUGACAACACGAAUGGCCACAAUCCCGAGCCGUGGGCUGCCCAUCUGAGGAGCCAGGACUAUGAGCUGCUGUGCCCCAACGGCGCGCGGGCAGAGGCGCACCAGUUCGCUGCCUGCAACCUGGCCCAGAUACCGUCCCAUGCUGUCAUGGUGCGGCCCGACACCAACAUCUUCACCGUUUACGGACUGCUGGACAAGGCCCAGGACCUGUUUGGAGACGACCACAACAAGAACGGGUUCAAGAUGUUCGACUCCUCCAGCUACCACGGCCGAGACCUGCUCUUCAAGGACGCCACGGUGCGUGCCGUGCCUGUGGGCGAGAGGACCACCUACCAGGACUGGCUGGGGCCGGACUACGUGGCCGCUCUGGAAGGGAUGAAGUCACAGCGGUGCUCAGGGGCAGCCGUCGGCGCCCCCGGGGCCUCGCUGCUGCCGCUGCUGCCCCUGGCUGCCGGCCUCCUGCUGUCUUCGCUCUGAGAGCAGCUCCGG
Messenger RNA from Lepus europaeus (European hare), 2316 nucleotides. RefSeq names its product melanotransferrin (gene MELTF). Gene Ontology annotation, biological process: iron ion transport. Gene Ontology annotation, cellular component: early endosome; extracellular region; recycling endosome. Lineage: Eukaryota; Metazoa; Chordata; Mammalia; Lagomorpha; Leporidae. The record is from RefSeq and is a predicted model, not a curated record. Bases 94 to 2304 code for a protein of 736 amino acids. The transcript has 16 exons.